AUGAAGGGGACGACGCCAUCUCAGUCCGCCAUGAAAUACCCAGAUGAAGAUAAUGAAUGUGAAGUGAAAGAAGGAAAUGGGGGAGUGUCGGUUGAAGGUGGUUUUGCAGUAGAAGGAAAGGUUCAGUCUCAGUGCAUCAGCCUCUACAAGCGAGACCUCACAAAACGAGGUGAAGAGCUCACUUUUGAGAAGAAUGGCGUGUGGAGGCAAGAGCAGAAGGGCAGAACUGCAAGGCUGGAGAAACAGCUCAGGGUAAGGUGGGAACUUGAUGAGAUAAUUGAAGAACAAGUGAACAGGUUUCAUGCCCACUACAACAUGGAUAUGGUCCCAAACCGCCUCAAGGACAUUUCCCAACUUCUCAUGCCCUGUUGGACUCCGCCUGAUGAGCUUGCCUCCAUUGGUUGGUUAGGUGAUUGGCGCCCCUCUGCCAUUUUGGACCUCGUGCGUGGCUUGUCUGCUUCCUGUUUCCCAAUCUCUGGUAGCACGGAACACCUCUUAUUGCAGCUCAUUCAUGAGAUUCGGAUUGAAGAGGCAAUACUUGAUGAGGAGAUGGCCGAAAUCCAGUCCAAGUGUAUCCUAUACCUUCCAUUUGCUCCAAUCAACAUUCAAUCAGGUGGAUCUGCCUUGGCUUGUGUUCACUCCGAGUUCAAGAAGAUUGAAAGAGUGAUCACAAAAGCUCAACAACUCAGGUUCAAGGCACUGGAAUUGGUGUUGAAGAAGAUACUUAAUGAAUUUGACGCAGCAGAGUACUUGGUGGCAUUUGAGGGUAUACAAGAUGCUAUUCACCAGUUUGCAGCAAACCAGAGGAUCCAAAAGGGUCCAGUUGCAAUGCCUGCCAAGGCUUUGGGGUCUGCCUGAGAAUAAAGAAGACAUAAAAGACCUUGUGAAACUUGCUAACCGAAUCAGAAACUGUAGUCACCGAAAGAAGAGAUGACAAACCUCUUUUACUUGCUGAUUGUUGCUGUAUGAUAAGAUAUCUUGUCAUAGUCUUAGCUUUGAUGCAUGUUGUAAACAAUGUGUGUAGAGAACUCAAAACAGAUAUA
Molecule: messenger RNA, 1043 nt
Organism: Fragaria vesca subsp. vesca
Lineage: Eukaryota; Viridiplantae; Streptophyta; Magnoliopsida; Rosales; Rosaceae
Exons: 4
Coding region: 1-858 (285 amino acids)
Biological process (GO): DNA-templated transcription
Molecular function (GO): sequence-specific DNA binding
Source: RefSeq, a predicted model, not a curated record